Melanotaenia boesemani (Boeseman's rainbowfish) is the source of this 668-nucleotide messenger RNA. It is a transcript of the gene immp1l, whose product is annotated as inner mitochondrial membrane peptidase subunit 1. Gene Ontology annotation, cellular component: mitochondrial inner membrane peptidase complex; membrane. Gene Ontology annotation, molecular function: serine-type endopeptidase activity. The transcript has 6 exons. Lineage: Eukaryota; Metazoa; Chordata; Actinopteri; Atheriniformes; Melanotaeniidae. Bases 92 to 604 code for a protein of 170 amino acids. The record is from RefSeq and is a predicted model, not a curated record.
UCGACGCCGCUUCUGGAAGCUGCCAAAGGGAAGUUCAAUUUGUUAUGGUACAGUGCAUAGUUUCAGCGCAUUGAAUCAGACGUUGGCAGAAAUGUUUCGUCGUGUGCUGGGGAAGACCUUGGGCUUUGUGGGUUACACAAUCCAGUAUGGCUGCAUUGCACAUUGUGCCUUCGAAUACAUUGGAGAGUUUGUAGUGUGUUCUGGUCCAUCCAUGGAGCCCACGAUUGUAAACCAUGAUGUAGUGUUCUCUGAACGCAUGAGUCGACAUCUUUGUAAAAUACAAAAGGGAGACAUUGUAAUUGCAAAAAGCCCAUUUGACCCAAAUGUGAUCAUUUGUAAAAGAGUGAUUGGACUGGAAGGUGACAAAGUCUGCACAAGUUCCCCAUCAGAUUUGUUUAAGACCCACACAUUCGUUCCACAAGGCCAUGUAUGGCUGGAAGGAGAUAACCUUAGGAAUUCCAGUGACUCAAGGAGCUAUGGCCCAGUUCCCUAUGCCCUCAUACGAGGGCGUGUUUGCUUAAAGCUCUGGCCCCCGCAUAGUUUUGGCACCCUGAGUGAAAGCCCAACCAAACGGAUCAUUAAUAGUCCAAGUGACUCACAUUGACUCAUCCACUUUGUUCAUAGUGUAUGCUACUGUACUUUUUGAAUAAAAAUGAUUCAUUUAUCUU